Molecule: messenger RNA, 3090 nt
Organism: Psilocybe cubensis
Lineage: Eukaryota; Fungi; Basidiomycota; Agaricomycetes; Agaricales; Agrocybaceae
Exons: 13
Coding region: 1-3090 (1029 amino acids)
Biological process (GO): post-transcriptional regulation of gene expression
Cellular component (GO): cytoplasm
Molecular function (GO): mRNA binding
Source: RefSeq, a predicted model, not a curated record
AUGAACACUAUGGAAAAUACUAUCUCCCCUACUGAUAAUCAUCCUUCCCCCGACGAACGAAAGAAGAGUCCACCAGCUUUUUUGGACCUGGCUGACUCUGCCGCGAGGUUGGGAAGUAAUAUGCCGGACAUGUCAGCACGCGUCGAGUUGAAGCGCAUCGAGCACGAACGACAGCGUGACUUGCAACGAAAACAUUUCGAGGCCCAAAUGCAGGCUUUGGAACUGAAACAGGCUCAGGAGCUGCUCAGCAUCCCUUACGACUCGAACGGGAACGGUGGCAUUCAGCACUUGGCUGUGUCCGCACCGACCACUCCUCCACGUCUCAAUGCCCAGCUUGCUCAACUCGGUGUGGUGCCACAGGCCGACAAGCGUAAAUCCGUCACCUAUGCCCCUACAGUGCCGACGGUCAACUUGUCCCCUGACCUUGCUAACGGUGCUGCUACCAAUGGCUUCAGCCGCCCUGUCGGGGCUAAGAGCAUGCCUGCCAGCAGACGCACUUCUGCCAGCAGCCACGACGAGGAGCUCGCUAUCCACAUCCAAGGACUCUCACUUGCUGGUGGAGACCGUUCGAACCGUGCUUCGCCUGUACACGCUCCUGUGUCUGCGUCGAGCAUUCUCAAAGGAAACGGACGGUAUCCCGACGACGAGGGUGCGAGGUACGCGAACACCUAUAAUGCCGGGAUGAUGUUGGAUGAGCAACUGGAUCAGGAAAUGCACAAUGCUAUGAGGAACCUUCCUACUUCUGAUGAUGACAAAUAUAAUAAUAAUUACCAGGGCAAGAUUUCCACUGCUUCGGCGGCUUUGGAUUUGGCACAUAUUUCGCAAACUUCUCCUCGUGCCCACUACGCGAGGGCACUCGACACCAGGGAAAAAUCUUCUGAAUGGCCACAAUUCCCCGGAAAUCCUCGCGGACCGGAGGGCGUCGUGAACAGGUCUGACAGGCGCGCCACGAACCCCAACUUGAUCUUGUCAGCACCCGCCGACGAGAAGGUUCUCGGUGGUGGAGUGGUCUCUGCUUCCUCGACCCCUCUUAUCCCACAGCAAUCUCAGGGCCCCGCUCAUUCACUUAACCAAGGUCCUACUUCGCGCCGAGGAUCUCCUCACAGUUUGUUGGACAGCCUUUCUGCGACGACCCGCUCCGUUCCUGCAACGCCUCUGGGCAUGCCCACUUCGGCUGGAAGUCACCUGCUAAAGACUCCUGGGACUCCUCACAACCAGGAAGUCUUGAAUGGACGCAUCUCGACUCCCAACCCUCACGUCUUGAACGAAAGCUCCGUCAAUGCGAUUGAUUUGCAAGCUUCCCUUUCCCGUCUUCCGACGGGCCCUUACGACAACGGUUCUUUGACUUUCAACUCGAUACAGUCUGGAGGCCGUGAUGAAUAUGAUGCAAUCUAUGGGCAUAACGGCGGCGUCGUCGACAACACUCGUUUCAAUACUUACGGAUUCGAAUCUAAUGGUCGCCCAAGUGCCAACCCAUCUAAUGCUGCCCCACUUAAUAAUCCCGCAGGACCUGCGAGUUUGUAUUCUACCCAACAAGGAUCCCGCUACGGGCUUGGACUCCCCACGCGUACUUCCUCCGGCAAUGAUAGUAAGAUGAACGGAUUGCAUGGACCCAAGCACAAGCGUGGUGACAUGGAUCGCGAAUGUAAUGAAAUUUUUCCUGUCAUUCAGGGUGCGCCAACUGAUCUGUUCACUGCAGUCAACCGAUUCGCUGGCACCCGCCUUGAGGACCUCCAGGGCGAAAUUCCUGCCCUCUGCAAAGAUCAACACGGUUGCCGUUACUUGCAGAAGAAGCUCGAGGAAGGUGUCCCAGAGCAUCGCGACAUGAUCUUCCGCGAGACCUUCGGUCAUUUUGCCGACCUCAUGACUGAUCCUUUUGGUAACUACCUCUGCCAAAAGCUUCUAGAGUUCUCCACGGACGAACAGCGCAAUGUUAUUUGCGAGUCGGUUGCUCAGGACCUCGUCAACAUCUCUUUGAAUAUGCAUGGAACACGAGCAGUGCAAAAGAUGAUUGAUUUCUUGUCAACUCGUCGACAGGCAAGCUUAUUUCUCGCUCCAUUUCUCUUUUUUUUCAUGCACGUUGUCGUCCUCAUCAAGGAUUUGAAUGGAAAUCACGUCAUUCAAAAGUGCUUGAACAAGUUGGCACCUGAGGAUAACCAAUUCAUCUAUAAUGCUGUCGCGGCUAACUGUAUCGAGGUUGCCACCCACCGUCACGGAUGCUGCGUCUUGCAAAGAUGUAUCGAUCACGCUUCGGAGAUGCAGCGAGUCCAACUCGUCAACGAGAUCACUUAUAAUGCACUUACUUUGGUCCAAGAUCCUUAUGGCAACUAUGUUGUGCAAUACAUCCUUGAUUUGAAUGACAACCGAUUCAGUGACGGCGUCAUUCGCCAGUUCUCAGGCAAUGUUUGCGCCUUGUCGGUCCAGAAAUUCAGUUCAAAUGUGAUUGAAAAAUGCAUCCGUGUUGCGGAGACUAACACGCGCAAGAUGCUUAUUGACGAACUUUUGAACCGUUCACGACUGGAGAAAUUACUCCGCGACUCUUAUGGCAACUACUGUGUCCAGACUGCUUUGGACUAUGCGGACCCGGCACAGCGAACCCUCUUGGUUGAAGGCAUUCGUCCAGUUCUUCCAUUGAUACGCAACACUCCGUACGGAAAGCGUAUCCAGAACAAGCUCCAACGCGAACAAAUGGACCAUUUCGGCGGAUUCCCGAACCAACAGGCGCUUGUCAACAUUGCUCUUAGCAACCAAGGAAUGGGUGGCCUCGCCAAUCGUCACAUUCCACAGGGUCACUCUGCAAACCCUCUCGCGGAUGUUUACGCCUCUUCGAAUGGAUUGUACUCGAUGCCUGCGCAAGGCAACUUUGCCCAGUCGCACCUGAGCGCUCCGAUGCACAACCUUCAGCCACCAUCCAUCGACGGAUAUGUUUUGCAAGGCAACUCGAGUCACAACCAAGGGCUGCCGCAGCAACAUUCGCACACAGGGUCAUUCCCCGCAGCUUCGUUCACUGGUCUCCCUGCCUUUGGUGGGGCGCUCAACGGAUCUAUCAACGACCCAUAUCAACGCUCGGCGUUUGGAUAUGGCAUGUAA